AUGGGACAGUCAGACGAGGAGUUUGAGGGACUGCAUGAGGGGGUGGGGUCGAGGGAUAUGAUGGGGUCCCCGCGAGGGGCCUGGGGUCUCAGAGAGAGAAGAGAACUCUUGGAAGGGGACCAGGGCUCGCAAUCCUGCAGGGGUCCGAAAUCUGCAGAGCCAGCCCUCAGGGCGCGCCGGCGCCCCCCCACCCAUGUCACCCCCGCCCCCCAACUGCGGCGCAGGCGCCAACACAACCUGCUUCUGCUCUGCUCGCGUUCCCGCUCCCGCUCGGCGGAGACUGCGGACGGAGAGGGACCCAGGAUGCCAAGCUGCGAGCGUCCCUGUGGCUGCAGCCGAGGCCCCAACGUGGAAGAUGGCAAGUGGUAUGGGGUCCGCUCCUAUCUGCACCUCUUCUACGAGGACUGUGCAGGUACCCCCCUCAGCGAUGACCCUGAGGGGCCUCCUGUACUGUGCCGUCACCGACGUUGGCCCUCACUGUGCUGGAAGAUCAGCUUAUCCUCAGGUACCCUGCUUCUGCUACUGGGUUUGGCAGCCCUGACCACUGGCUAUGCAGUGCCCCCCAAGUUGGAGGGCAUCGGAGAGGGCGAGUUCCUGGUGUUGGAUCAGCGGGCAGCCGACUACAACAAGGCCCUGGGCACCUGCCGCCUGGCAGGCACAGUGCUCUGCGGGGCAGCUGGGAUCUUGCUGGCCAUCUGCAUGUUCUGGGCCACGACUGGUUGGCUGAGCCAGGACCCCAAGGCAGAACCCUUGGACACUGAAACCGAUGGCCACAUGGAGGUCUUCGGGGAUGAGCUGGAGCAGCAGUUGUCCCCCAUUUUCCAUGACGCCAGUGGCCGGUCUUGGUUCUCACCACCCGCCAGCCACUUUGGGCAAUCCUCUGUGCAGACCAUCCAGCCCAAGAGAGACUUUUGA
Molecule: messenger RNA, 915 nt
Organism: Lagenorhynchus albirostris (white-beaked dolphin)
Lineage: Eukaryota; Metazoa; Chordata; Mammalia; Artiodactyla; Delphinidae
Gene: NRSN2
Product: neurensin 2
Exons: 3
Coding region: 1-915 (304 amino acids)
Biological process (GO): nervous system development
Cellular component (GO): neuronal cell body; transport vesicle; neuron projection
Source: RefSeq, a predicted model, not a curated record